AUGGAGAUCACCGACUUCAUCUUCAAAGAGCGAGAGGAGGUUCUCCUCGCUGGAGACUACAAUGCCUACCGAGCCCACACAACCCGCAAAUUGCACAAACUCCGCAAGAAGUUGGGACAGACUACCCCCAAAGGUCGCAAAUACACCGCGAAAGCCCCCGUCAGUGCCGAGGACGUCAGCAACAAUGUCGCAUUCGUCUAUACUCUCAUCCUGAGCUCCGAGCGUGCUUGGGCGCAAGCCAUGCAGAUGAAAUCGGCACAUUCGGCAGACCCAUCCGGCAAAGGCAUCGUCGGGGCCGUGAGAAGCCACAUUAUCUCGCGACUCACUAAGGCAUCUGGCUAUGCGAACCAAUUGGUCCUUCUCCUGCAAGAUCAAACCACCGGAGCCACCCCCACCGAUCUUCUUGAAGCCCGUGCGUACCAUGCCUCCCUCAUGGGAGCGCUUUACUUGGAGAGGCGGAAGUGGGAACAGUGUAUCCAGAGCAACUCGACUGCCAGAGUCAUCUAUGCGGCAUUGGGACAGAAGGACAAGAAGGAUGCGUACCGAGACCUCCUCUCGGGAACGGUUGACCCCAGUCUGAGAUAUGCGGCAUACCAGAUGAAACUUCCACGGUCAAAACCCCUUCCGUCCUUGGCGGUCAGCUACUUCCCGUCCGACGCCGAAGUCAGGUCGGAAGUUGAGAAAUUGGAUCCCAAUUGCUUGCAGGAGGACGCCGCGGGGACGGGAAGAACUGCCGAGGGAGAGGUGCAACAGCUGCCUGAGACCAUCACCUGGAGAUCUAGAACAGUUCCUCUGGAAGACGCAGCGAUCUCUCAGGCCCUGGCGUCUGCGGCGGCGGCUGAAUCUCGUCUUUCGUCAUGGCUCGCGGAUCCGGCUGGAAAGUCUGCUUCAUCGAAGGACAAGGCGGCCGCAUACGAUAAUGUCAUCAUUGCCAGUCAGGAUGCAGUAGAUGCCACGAAGACUGCCAUUGACGACCUUGCCAGCGAGGGCGUUGACCCUGGAGACAGGAGAAUGCAGAGCCUUCAGAUUACCCGGACCGCGGUCAAUUAUGCUUUGGUGGGAUGGCGCAUUGGCCGUAACCGUGUGCUGUGUGGUGACAGUGACGGUGUGACCUUUGAAACUGAUCAGGCCAAGACGCCUAAAGGCGGCAAGGCAUCCGGCAAGCGUGAGGAAGCAACCGGUAAAAAGCUGGCCCGGUUGCGUGAAAGGGUUGUGCUGUAUGACUCGACCUUGCAAAGUAUCGAGUUCAUCUUGGAGCUUCCUGGUGUGGCCGCAGAUAGUGAAUUCGUCGGGGAGCUCGAAGCCAAGCGUUCCUAUUUCCGUGCCCUGAGAUGUCUUACGAUUGGAAGAUCACACGGCAUUCUGGGGAAGUCUAAGAAUGCUCUUGCGUUGUUUGCUCAAGGUCUAGCGCUCACUUCCCGGUCUGCGAAUUCGGUUCCAUCAACGACCGAUGUGGACGGGCCGCCUCGGUUGGAUCUGUCCCGCGACCAAGUCCAGAACCUGGAGUCCACUCUGCGCUCCGUGGUCGCACAGUACCGCGGAAUUGUUACGUUGGAGGAGCUCUCGGCUGAGCAGCGGUCAGGAUCGGCCAACCAGCGCCCGAUGGUUGAGAGGCUGCAUGAAUAUGCCGGGGACACCUUGGAUCUCAACAAUCUGGUGCCGUACCCGCCUCAGAUGCAGCCGGUUCCCGUGAAGCCCCUGUUUCUCGAUGUGGCGUGGAAUUAUAUCGACUAUCCUCGGGAGGCGGCGACCGGUUCUGGACAGAGCCAAGCCACUGCGCAACCUGCGGCGGAAGAACCGAAGAGCACCCGACGGGGUUGGUUUGGCUUCGGGCGGUGA
Messenger RNA from Aspergillus terreus NIH2624, 1839 nucleotides. Its product is annotated as signal recognition particle subunit SRP68. Gene Ontology annotation, molecular function: 7S RNA binding; endoplasmic reticulum signal sequence receptor activity; signal recognition particle binding. The record is from RefSeq and is a predicted model, not a curated record. NCBI's taxonomy places the organism in Eukaryota, Fungi, Ascomycota, Eurotiomycetes, Eurotiales, Aspergillaceae. Gene Ontology annotation, biological process: SRP-dependent cotranslational protein targeting to membrane. The transcript has 3 exons. Bases 1 to 1839 code for a protein of 612 amino acids. Gene Ontology annotation, cellular component: signal recognition particle, endoplasmic reticulum targeting.